Eriocheir sinensis (Chinese mitten crab) is the source of this 5870-nucleotide messenger RNA. RefSeq lists its product as uncharacterized. The transcript is spliced from 6 exons. The record is from RefSeq and is a predicted model, not a curated record. Gene Ontology annotation, biological process: protein O-linked glycosylation via mannose. Gene Ontology annotation, cellular component: Golgi apparatus. NCBI's taxonomy places the organism in Eukaryota, Metazoa, Arthropoda, Malacostraca, Decapoda, Varunidae. Bases 483 to 2306 code for a protein of 607 amino acids.
UCGGAGUAAUACUCCUGCUUUCAAAAAUUCCGGUAAUGGCGUCUGUCUAAAGCGGAUCAAAGUACUGGUGUAGGGAAGUGAAAGCAAACACAUUUGCUUUUGUGCCUUGAUGAGCCUGACCACUGUGAACAGUAGUGCGGACGUCAGUAUUUUCGUUUGAAGUCCUUGAUAAUGAUAUUUUAUUUUUUAUUUAUAUGUAAAUGUAAGUGUAAAAAGAAACUACACUCACUCUCUUGAUGAAAGCUCUCAGAACAUGGGGAAAGAUACUGUCUAGUGUUAGAGAUCACAAGUAAUUUAAAUAUUUGGAUAGAAAAAUGUAGUUUCUUGUCAUUGUCGCUUGUGCUGGGAGUUUUCGUUAUAUUGUUGACAGCUAUGGUACAGUUAAGUGAGACGUGAAGUGUAGUAUAUACGUAUUGUCAUCUUGAAAUUAUAGCUUUCUGUUAACUUUACAUGCUAAGGCAAACUUUGUAUCCUUCCCGGAGAUGUUGCUCAAGAUGGUGUGGGUGCAAGUGAGGCAUUCGUUCAGAGCGAGGAGGACGAGGGGGCGUCUGUGGCCCAGGCGGUGUGUACUCGGGGUGCUGGUACUGCUAUGUGCCCUCAGCAUGGUGCUCCUCGCGGGCACACCUUCCGCAGCAUCAAAGUCCUGUCUUGGGCACCGAACGCAGGCCCUGAGGAAGGAGGACGCGGGGCCCAGGAAGGAGGCCGCCAGGGAGCUGAAAGAUGUCAUUAUUGACCUCCAGCGGAACAAAGAGGUGAAGGAGCCGCCCAGGGCCGACGCACUGCUGGCAUUACAGAGGAUACUAGGCCUACUGGACCCUCGCUUUGCUCAGCAGGAGGCGCCGAGUGAGGAGGUUCAGAAGAACCUCCUAAGGGCUGAGACCGACGGAGGCAUGUGGAGCACCCUGCUGGAGGCGUGUCCUGAGCGGUACAGUGGCCCAUCGCACGACCGACCCCACCACUCCCAGGCCUUCACCUCAGAGUGCGACAACCAGGUUCCAGAGCGCGAGUUGAUCACCAUCACCGUGGACGCCACGGGUUUCUCCCCGUCGCUGCUGCAGCUCCUCCUCCAGGACAUCUCCAGGUACAAGUUUGUGCCCGUGGUGGUGGCAGUUUCAUCCGACAGAACAGGUUACGUAACGGAGGACUUUGGGCAGGUGAAGGUAGUGCGAGUCACCAGCAGCACCCCUCCCCCCGUCAGGUGGUCUCGCCUCCUCAGAAAUGUUACAACUAAGUAUGUCCUCGUGGGUCGGGACAUCAUCUCCUAUUCACCUUUCUCAGACCUUCAGAGGCUCUUAAGAGUAUUUCGCUUGACGCAUUACGUUGGUUUCGUCGGCGGCGCCACCAGGAGCGAGCAUGGAAACUGGAAGGUCGCGUGCUACCAGUCCCGCCUUCAACUGUUCAGCCUCACGGUGCGGGAGGGCUACAGCAGCUCCACCUCCGAGUGCAUGUACUGUGACGCGGUGGGCGGACCCUUCCUUGCCUUGUCAGCUUCCUUUAAGGACACGCCCAUAGACACAAAACUCCCAGCCGACGUCGUCUUCAUUGACUGGUUUAUGAGAAUGCACGACAGUGGCAGUUUGGGUCUUGCUUGUCCGGAUGUACUGUUCUUUACAAGCGAGGGCCAGCACCAGCCCUGGGAAAGCCGCCAGUCCUGGGCUGUCAUCGCCAAGAAGUGGGGCGUGACGGAUAUCCAUCUCCCUGGGCACACCGACCAUCACUUCACGUGUCACGCCGCCGGAAUGAACUGCUCCUCGCCAAGGCAGCAGCACCUGGCCGUCCCUCCGUGUUGUCUGGCUCGCCUCGGCUUCACCCUGAGCGAGGUGAUAAGGAUCCUUGAGGGUGCAUACAUCAAGGUUCACGUGGCUGAUGGCACAGUGCUCGAAGGGGUGAAGGGCGGCCUGCAGCCCUGGGUUGGUGACGUUCAUUUGGCCGUGAGGAACACAACACAGGACAUUAAUCAAACACUGACAGCCCUACAGAACAACGGCUUUAAGGUCAAAUUUGACUGGGCCUCGGGGGAGUACCAGAUCCAAGCCUUCUCACACAACAUAAUCAUACAUCGUCGAUCAGUGGAUUUGUGGUUUGAUCUCCCUCCAAGCCAAAGAGAAGUGUCAACAAGGUUACUUAUUGGAGGUUUCUGGCUCCCGGCACCUCCUAACCCAGGCCUCUACGCCCGAGGCCUGCUGGGACCUGGGAGUCUCUUUCACCAACCAUUAGGGCACACGUGGCCCUCAUGUUCCGUGCCAGGUCAUCAUGCCUGUUUAGAUCACCUCCCCCUCGACGGCACGGUCACUGGGCUAGGCUGAGGUUCCUUUACAUGCACAGAGAAUCACUGCGUCACAUUGCACCCGGAAAGUCGAUUCAUCAAGAGGUUUCAGAAAGAGUAAUCAGUUAGGGUAUUUUUUUUUAUAACAUUCAAAAGCUUUUAAGAAAUUCAUUUUUGAUUGUCAAGCGAGAUAUUGACGUGACGCCGCGUUCUGUAGCAGCGUCUCUUUGUCAUGUUUAUCAGAGCGGGCAGCCUUCCCGGACGGACAGCAUGGCCUCGGCUUAUCUUGAGUCAUCGACGCCAUCAGGGUGUGAUACUAAUCAACAAACUUAAGGAUCUUGUGAUAAAGCCGUGAUUCACGAUGUGUAUCGUGAGAACUAAGAAACACUGUGACCUUCCUGCCUCUCAAGGUUGUGUUUUUCGGAGCAGUACACGUCCACCCCCUGAGGACUGACUGUGAUCGUAACAAAGCACAUAUAAUUAUGAAGAACUUGGCUUGGAAGGAAAUCCAAUGAAAGCUUUUUGUUUUUCUCCGCAGUAUACAAAAUACUGUCAUGUAUAUAAAUUUCUUCGACUCAGUAUGUUGUAGUUGUCGUGAUGCUGCAGUUUUCUUGUUAAAGCAUUUUGCAGGCUUUCCAUCUUGCUCUUCUAAUUCCGUUGUUCGCUCUCACGCCAAUUAAGCACACCAUGUAUCGUCGCCUCGCAAGCUCCGGCUUCUCUUUGUUGGGGGUAGUAUCGUCAUAGGUAAGCUGAGGUGGCUACACUAUUUCACAGCGAAUCUCAGGCAUCGGGAGUCUUAGCCUAUUACCAUAGAUGACCUUAACUAUGUAUACCAUCAUAGCGUUUCUUAAUCUAGUGUGCUAUCAGUCUAGUGUCAAGACUGUUCUGAAGCAUAAUUUAAGGGGUGUUGGGAUGGGAUUAUAUCAAGUGCAUUGAAGUAUAUUAGUCAACUAGACUUGUGGCACGAUCAAUAUUUAGUCAAUAUAUUACAAAGUUUUGGUUUUUAUAUACUAUUGACUCGAGCUGUGUCUUAUUUAGUCAACUAUUUUGUGAACAGACUAAAUAACAGAUUUUUAUUUAUUUAUUUAUGGUGCAAAAAACUCAAUAAUCAAGGAACUGCCUUGUAUAGGCCAACCGGUCUCUUGCAGACUCCUUAUGUUCUUAUGUUUAUGUUAAAGUGGCAGAUGGUUAGCCUAAACUUGGCCACAAUCGACUGUACAGAUAAGAACAAGUAAUGUCGAUAUAAAUUCUGGUCGAGUAAACUUGGCAUAAGUGACAUCAGCAAACGCAAGUUUGUAAUAAACCAUUGGAGCUACACAAGAUGGCAUUCACAUUUUUUUCUUAAAUUUAGUUUUAAUACACACCAAACUAGAAUAUUUAGUGAAUAAAAACAUUCCAUCACAAACUGGUUGGAACAGGCUGUCCCUUCUCUGGCAUUUGGCAGGACGGGUAAGAACAGUUUUGCAAGGCGAAGGGAAGGGUGUGUGAGGGGGCCUUGGUACAGGAGGGAGGCGAGCGUCGCGGCUGCUGUUGAUAAGGCGUCGCCACCUGUUACCUGUAUAGCUCCACCGAUGACUGAUAGCAGACAAUGGGGAGCUUACCUGGUGUCGGCGUCAGGCCCGCCUCCCUCUACUCCUCCCCGCAUGCCCGUUGUGUGUCCUUCCUCACCUUCCUUUUCGUCCUCCUCCUCCUUUUCGUCGUCGUCGUCGUCGUCGUCGUCGCCGUCGUCGUCGACCUCCUCCUCCUCCUCCUCCUCGUCAUCUCCUCUUUUGUCCACCUCGGCACGGAUGCCUAGAUUGCAGAAACUCAUCUAUCAAACAGGCCGCGGAAUAGUAUCGUUACUCUGUAUUCGAAUCAUUCUUUGAGUUUUAGUAAUUUUGAUCACUGAGUUGACUCUACAGUGAAGGUUGCGAUUUGUUACUCGAAACUAACAGUAUAUAUAAAUAAUUCUCAAAUGUCAGUCAUAUUAUCAUUUAAGUUUAAAUUUAGUGUAAUUGUAGCCAUCUAAUGAAUUUUGUAUUUUUAGAUCUUUAUUAAAUUUGUUAGUGUAUUUUCUGUAUAUGUGUGUGUGUCUGUGUGUGUGUGUGUGUGUGUGUGUAAACUGUUGUAAUACAAUAGUAUUGUAUUCAUGGUAGUAGCAUUUCAGGUUCCAGUUCGGUAGGGAUGUAACAUUAUUACUAAAUAUUUCGUAACAGGCAGGUCGUGGCGCAGACUUCGUACCGGUCCGCACGGGCUCUUAGCGGACAGAAAUUUUACAAGCGUGUAGCCGUGCAUGUGUGUGUGUGUGUGUGUGUGUGUGUGUGUGUGUGUGUGUGUGUGCUGCUCAGGGGCAAGGGGACGUGUUCAGGGACAGGUGGACAUUAUCAUCUGGACAGCUAUUGUUAUCGACCUUCCGUCACAGCCUCUUCGCUCUUCCACACUAUCUCUCGCCUUAUCGCCGUGAGGACGUGCCUACGAGGACGACACCCCUCUUCGCUCUCCCCCUUAUUUUUUAUACUUCUUAUCAGCGGUUAAGUAAGGAAAAACAAAAGUGAAUCAAUCGGAAAGGCACAGUGGUGGAAAUAGGAAAGCUGUAGUAAUGUGCAGUUCUAUGGUGAAAGCUUAAUGUCCCUUGCCUCUCCCUCUCUGCUUCUGGCAAUGCUUCAUCCUUUUCCUUUUCUCUCACACACCUCCAACACUCGACACAUGAAGCGUGAUCUUGCAAACAUCGACCCUCAUCAGUUGACAAUGUUGAAACUUAGGUGAUUCCGCAUCAUGUUAGCUACUUGUCCUUCUUGCGUGACCUCAACACCAACUAGACUAGAAUGAGGUAAGAUGUAUUAUAGGUAGAGGAGAAAAAGCUCAAGGACAUGAAAUACAGUAAAAUUAUGCAUGGUUCAGUACGCUGGUUUCUAUGUGUUGUCCUCACUUGUUUAUAUUUCUCUUAUCGCAAAUGGGGAGAAUGUACUCGUGGGGGACACAAGGCGUUCAUGACAUUGAAAGUCUACUAUCUAUCUGCUUCCUUUUUUUUAUCAACUGCUAUUCUCGUCGCGGCCACGCAGGUAAACUUUGGAACUUUCUGCCCCGCGACGUGUCUCCCCUGUUGAUUCGCUCCCUUCCCCACCCCCUCCUCCUCAUCAGCAACACAGUGUUCAUCCUUUAUUUACGGCAACACAUGAUGCAACCACGCACGCACGAAUGAUAGGAAGUGACUGAAUUUUCGGAAGCCUCAAGCUGUUUACUCAUUUCCUUUUUCCUUUCCUUCCUUCCCUCCUUCUUUUCCUAUUCUAUCCUCUGUCUUUUGUCACCAUCGUUGUUAUAGUUUUAGCCUUCUUCGUUGUCGUUAUUGUUAUUGUUAUUCCUGUUGUUGUUGAUGUAAAUUUAUUUAUGGUGCUUUGUUUGAGAGGAAAUAAUUGAAAGAAAGGGAAGUAGAGAGUGAUGAGUAUGAUUUACCUUCAACAUUUAAAAAAAGUUGACAGUGGAAAAUGAUGAAAACCUGUAAUGAAUUAUCGUGAUGUAAGUAAGUUUCACCUGCUGCAGGUUAUGUUGACAAAUCAGUCAGUGCAACUCACGCAGUUAAGUUAAGCAAACAAAGGAGUCUCUCUGUCCGUCUUACGUCAACCUA